Molecule: messenger RNA, 4128 nt
Organism: Bradysia coprophila
Lineage: Eukaryota; Metazoa; Arthropoda; Insecta; Diptera; Sciaridae
Gene: dy
Product: transmembrane protein dusky
Source: RefSeq, a predicted model, not a curated record
GCACGGGAGAGACGGAUUUUUGUUAUUUUUGAACGAUAAAUUUGUUGGUCGGUUGAUAGUUUAGCAGGUUGUUUUUAAGUACGAGAUUUGUUUUUUGUUGGUUUUUCGUGGUUUUCUGAUAAUUGAACCAAAAAAAAAGAAGAAGAUAAUUUACGCAUCCCAGUCGUUUACGAUUUUUAAUAAAAAGUGCAUGUGUUGUUGCAGUGACCUUGUAACGAAAGGAUUAAGGAUAUUACCAUUUCAUUGCUCGACAGAGAACAAUUCAAAGAAAAGAUGAGAAUCGUAUUAACCUUUGUUGGGUUACUGUUAACAUUUACACAGCUAACAAUCGCUGAUGACGUCGAAGUGGUAAAGGCUGUUUCACCCGAUGAAGCUUCCGAAUUAAAUGACAAUCCUGAUCAGGUGGCUUUGGAAUCGAUCGACUCUGACGCUUCGCCAUCAAUACAUUUACCUCUCACUCAAGCAGCAGUUUCAUUAAAUCGGGCCAACAUCGGACUGGGGCAACCAUUCGGGCCGCCACCUCCACCACACUUAGCGUACGUAGGACCGCCGCCUCCAAUACAAGCACAUCAUCAUCCGAAUGAUAUAAUUCCGAACGAAAAGCAUUUUCCGCUACCGUCGUCCAACAACGAAUUGUGGGCGUCACCGAUAAGUGAUACGCCGAAAAUCAUCUCGCUGGAUGUGAAAUGUGAAAAAGGUGGAAUGAAAGUGUUUAUUCAAUUUGACAAGCCGUUCUAUGGCAUCGUCUUCUCGAAGGGACACUACAGCAACAUAAAUUGCGUUCAUUUACCAGCUGGACUUGGGCGGUCUUCAGCCACAUUCGAUAUUGGAAUUCGAGCAUGUGGUACGUCUGGAAAUACUGAAAACGGUCUUUAUGGCUAUGGGUCAGAAUCGGGGUCGGGAACAUACUUCGAAAACAUUGUUGUCAUUCAGUACGAUCCACAAGUUCAGGAAGUGUGGGAUCAAGCCAGAAAGUUACGUUGCACAUGGCAUGAUCAGUACGAAAAAAGUGUCACUUUUAGACCGUUCCCUGUUGAUAUGCUAGAUGUCGUUCGAGCUGAUUUUGCUGGUGAUAAUGUAGGAUGUUGGAUGCAAAUUCAAGUUGGUAAAGGGCCUUGGGCAUCCGAAGUUUCCGGUUUGGUGAAAAUCGGACAAACGAUGACUAUGGUACUGGCUAUUAAAGAUGAUGACUCCAAAUUCGACAUGCUUGUUCGCAAUUGUUUGGCCCAUGAUGGUAAACGUGCUCCGAUCCAAUUAGUUGAUGAACGAGGCUGCGUUACCCGUCCAAAGCUAAUGUCCAGAUUUACAAAAAUCAAAAAUUUCGGCGCUAGUGCAUCGGUACUGUCGUACGCUCAUUUCCAGGCAUUUAAGUUCCCCGACUCCAUGGAGGUUCAUUUUCAAUGUACAAUCCAAAUCUGUCGCUAUCAAUGUCCUGAUCAAUGUUCUGACCCCGGUAAUUUGGAUGUGCAUCGUUUGGUUGCCGGUCCUGAGUCACAAUAUGGCCCACCACCACCAUUGCCAUUAGAAGCCUAUUUACAUGGAGCAGGUAGACCGAGAGACGAACGAGUUCGACGAACUCGGUCCACGGAUCCGCAGAAAGAAAUUGGAUUAAAUCGCAUCAUAAAAGUAGUGUCGGUGGGUGACCUAACUUUUUCCAUUGACGAACAAAAUUCCACCCAAUCGACAAUGGUCUUUCCGUUACGAGAAGAUGGUUUAAUAUGUAUGACAACGCCAGGCUUUACGAUCACAUUGGUAGUGCUGUUGGGCAUUCUGUUCACAUCGUGCCUGAUAUCAGCCUAUUUGUACGUUAGACUGAGACCGUUUUCGAUGUCUGAAAAGGAAAGAGCUAUUGCCUUUCCAGCACCACAUCCAGUGACCACCGUACAGCAGCAGGUACUUCAUGGGCAACCGAAGAAAAGAUACUGUUUCUAUUCGUAGGUUUAAAUUGGCAAUUUGGGCACCACUUGAAGAGCCUCGGAUUAGAUUGUCUAGCAUUCAAGUGGAUAUUGCGUAAGAUGAAUUCAAUAGACUUAUAAACUGUAAAUAAUGAUUUUGUGCGAGUGGAUCCAUUUUGUGUGUGUAAUUUAUUUAUUGUCUGAUUGUAAGGUGCAUGAAUUUUGUGUUGCAAAUUAAUUAAGGACAAAGGUAUUGGGACAUUAGUUAUGGUAAGUGAAUCAUUGGUCAUGGUUUUGUAUUUAAGUUUAAUCUACAAAAUAAAUUUAUGCAACGGUCGCAUGGUGCUGUUGGAGUCAAUGGUAUACCACUUCCAACAACUUAAAAUUUAAAACACAACGAGAGCCAAACUAAACAAAAUCCAAACUUUUCCCAAUGUUUUCGAUCAUUAAAAAAAAUUGAAGUUGUCAAGCCAACGUUUUAAAGUAUGUCGCAAAAAAAAGCUCUCGGAAGCCUUUCAAUAAAACAAUUUUGUUAUUCAACAACAGUUUGAAUUGUACAGGAAAAUUAGUAUGUCAAUUACUCCUCAGCCCGACGCGGCGUAGUACACGGCUUUGUAAUUAUAAACAAAUGAACCUAAAUUAAUCUGAAGGCUCGAAGGCUGACAACCGUAUUUUUUAUCGUUUAAGCAGAACUUUUGCUACCAUCAACUUUUAAAUGGUUUCCUGCAUUGAUGCUAGUACGAUAGUAUCUCUAUUUUUGAAGCUUUUAAAAGCACAUUUCAACAACUUAAAGCUCAAAACACACGACCAAAAUUUUCUUUGUUCUUUGAUGCUUAAGGAACCAAAGAGAAUUUUGAUCAAAACACGUUUUCGAUACACGUGUGUUUUGAACUUUAUAUAACGCAACUCAGAAGAAAGUUUUUUUUGACCUGUGUGUGUGUGAUUGCAGCCAUACAUGAAGGAGGGAUAUAUGCGACAAAAUUGAAUAUUCGUGGGACGAAGGAAACUCUAUUGGCAACACUGAUUUUGAGCAAGUUGGAUGACAAAAUCUUGUGAGACGAUGGUGUAGCGCCGUAUAAAUUUUGAUAUGCAAAUUGCUCAAAAUCAGUGCUACCAACACAUGUUCCUUCAGAGCCUACGUUUUUAUCUAUAUAUCGUACAUAUCCUUCUGCUUCAUAUAUAAUUGCAACCAUUGCCUUCAUCUAAGGAGCUGAUAAACAUAUCCUUUGUUACUUGCAAAAAAUGCAUUGGAAAAUCUUAAAAAAAAAGAGAAAUGCUCAAAUUUAAUAAAGCUGAAAUUGCUUAAAAAUGACCGAAAAAUUGCUCAAAUUCGAAAAACAAAUUCCACUGAGUUUCCAUGAAAACUUUCUAAAAAUCCCCUAUGAUUAUUUAAAAAAAAUCCUUUGUCAUUCAAAAUGAUUUCCUCCUCUUGGUUAGUCUAAUGCCUGCAAGCUCCACACACACAAACUAGUUGCGUAAUACAAUAAGUCCAGGGGAAAAGUUAAAAGGAUAUCAAGUUUCCGGUGGAAUUUGUUGACCUGAGGCGAGAUCGAGAUCAAUCAUCGCAUGAAAAUUUGACUUUUCCACAUUCUUCAUACGCAUAUAAAACUAUUGCAAAUAUUAAUGGUGCCGAAGGAGACGUUAAUCGAUAAAAAGUACAGUUUUGAAGCCUGAACCGUGAACACUUAACUGGAGAAGAACAAAUUAAAAGACAACUGGAGUGUUUUUUUUUUUGUCAGCGGCCUCGCCACAGAUCAAGAAAUUUCGCAAAAAAAGUUAAUUUUUCUCACUUUUUUCUUUGUAGUUAAGUGAAUAACCAAUAUAUUUUGAUUUGUUGAUCGUAAAGUGAGAUUAUGGGACAAACUCCAAAUUUUUCACUUUUUUCAAAAUUCAGAAGCUUUUAAUAAAGCUUGGAAUUGUUUCGACAAUCGAAAUGUAAGUUUAAACAUUAAUAUUGACCUGAAUUUGAUACUCUUUUUGUAGUAUAAAAAAAUUAUCAAAAUGUAGCAUUUAAGAUCGAAUAUAAAUUUUAUUUAAUAAUUUAUUUAUUUAUUAUUUAGUUAUAAUAAUUUUAUAAACAACAAAAAAUACAAAUUACAAAAACGUGUGCAACGCACACACACAGCGCAUUUAUUUAAACAUUCACUUCAUUUUCACAUCGAGUUCACAGUCAAUUCAGUACAAACAUUUUUCAGUACCUUUAUUCACGGACUAUGUUUUCCAAGGCUCUGAA